Symbiodinium sp. CCMP2456 is the source of this 491-nucleotide messenger RNA. NCBI's taxonomy places the organism in Eukaryota, Dinophyceae, Suessiales, Symbiodiniaceae. The record is from the annotation of a GenBank genome assembly.
GAAGACCUCGAAGAGUUUGGUGUUUUCAGCGGCGACGACACAACGACAAAGACACACUCCCUGGCGGACUACGCCAUCACGCUCUCAGUCGCUUUGGUGGUGGCCGUGAUCUCGCAGAUCAUCUGCCCUGAAGGUUAUGCAUGCAUCCUUUCCAGCGCUGUCGCCGUGGCGCUGGCAGCCAUUCCAGGGACUCAGGAGCGGUUUGCUUCUGGCGAAGCCCUGGGAUGGCCCCUGCUGUACAUCUACUUCGCUUCCGCCGGCUUUACAGUGGGAGCGGUGGAAUUCCUGACGCUAAUCAAGUUCAGUCCUCUAAUUGAUUUCGGUAUCGCCCUCUACGGGUUGCACCUUUGUGUGCUCCUGGCAGCGGGGCGCUUCAUGGGCCUCUCCCGACCGGAGCUGCUAGUGGCAAGCAGUGCCAACAUCGGCGGCCCUGCAACGGCCAGCUCUCUGGCAUCCGCCAAGGGCUGGGAUCAGCUCAAGCGCCCAGCUCU